GAGGGAAGCGCAUUGGCUGCGCAUGCGCAAUGUGGAGAACCAGGCGCCUGCGCGCUGGGGGGGCUGUUUUGGCGGGCGUUGCGCAGAAGCAGCCUCGGCUCUGACGGCCUGCGAGAAGGGGGAGUCGGUGCCGUGCCGGACCCGCUUCGUACCCAGGAAUUGGGUGGCCUUGGUGCAUUAGGUGGAACUUCCUGCGCUAUGGGAAAGAAAACCAAGAGGACAGCAGAUAGUUCGUCCUCUGAAGAUGAGGAGGAGUAUGUUGUGGAGAAGGUGCUAGACAGGCGUGUUGUGAAGGGUCAAGUGGAGUAUCUUCUCAAGUGGAAAGGAUUCUCUGAGGAACACAAUACUUGGGAACCUGAGAAGAAUCUGGACUGCCCCGAGCUGAUUUGUGAGUUUAUGAAAAAAUAUAAAAAAAUGAAGGAGGGUGAGAACAACAAAUCAAGAGAAAAAUCCGAAAGCACAAAGAGGAAAUCCAGCCUCUCCAACAGUGCCGAGGACAUCAAAACCAAAAAGAAGAGGGAGAGCAACGAUAUUGCCAGGGGCUUUGAAAGAGGAUUAGAGCCAGAAAAGAUCAUCGGUGCCACAGACUCCUGUGGAGAUUUAAUGUUCUUAAUGAAAUGGAAAGACACAGAUGAAGCAGACCUGGUCCUAGCAAAGGAAGCCAACGUGAAAUGCCCGCAGAUUGUGAUAGCGUUUUAUGAGGAGAGACUGACCUGGCACGCGUAUCCAGAGGACACGGAAAACAAAGAGAGAGAAGCAGCGAAAAGCUAAAGUGCCAUCCUGGGCCAUCCUUAGCUGUACAUACACAUCCACCCGACCCGACCACAUCCAUUGAAAUGUGCUUAUUACUGUGCUCCCAGGAGAAACCUUGUUAUUGGUUCAGUCAUAACAUAAAUGGUUUGCUUCAUGUUCAGCUUCAUCUCUAGUGAAACCCACAACAUUUAUGUGCUGUGUCUCCUCUCUCUUCCCCCCACCCUCCAGAAAACAGUUUUGACUUCUCACAUCCUCUUAGAGCCUCCAGGGGUUUACAGAGUUGUUGGUUCCCUUUGGUUCCAUCCCUUUUUGCCGCUUUAAAUGCUGAGAAUAGCAGCAAUGCUCUUCCUAAACAGAACUAAGUGGAGUUAUCCUGUCCAGGUGCACAAAUGGCUUUGGCUGGAAAAGCAAUAGGAGCUGUCUGCAUUUGGGAAAUCCCUCCUGCUAAUGCAACACAGGGCAACAUCCUGAGAUGGUGAAUGUGGCCUUUGUAUGCUGGCUUGUGUGUUGUUACAUAACUGGCAAAGUCUUGUUGGGACUAUGCAUCUGGACUCCAUCCUGGGGGACACCAAUUGUCCUGGGUUGUGAUGCCUUCCAGCCUGUCUCGUGCCUAGGAUAGUUUCCAGGCUAGUGUUCUCUUUGCAAGCCUAGCCUGCAUUAGUAUUGGUUCCCAGAUGCAGAGCGAGCCCCCUUCCUCCAGGAGGAGUCUAAUGUGUGGGAGAUAGGAAAAGCAGAGCCUUCUUAACUUUAAAUGCGAUUGUGUAUCCCCUGUCGGGCGCAGGUGGAGGUGUACCACUGCUUUUGUAUGAUCUUAUACAGUAUGUAUGUAUAUAUUCGUUUCUCAUUUGGGCUGUGUAUUUCCAUAGUGUGAGCAUAUCAGGUGGCCUGGCUUUGUGCCAAGGCACCUGAUCCAUUUCUGUCAUUGGCUGUUGCUUCAAAGGCCACAAGCAUUGUGUUACCAAAGUGGCUUCCCCCUUGAGGACCUCUCCUUCCCUCCCCCAUGAGCUCUGCCUUGGAAACGUGGAUAGCUGAUCUAAUCUGGUCUGGUAUGCACAGCACUUCUCCCUGGAAAAUAUGCCCUAGGCUCUAGGACGUGCCAGUGGAGCAGAGAGGGCAUUGCUGUUUCCCAGGGGGAUGAAUGCUCGUUUUGCAAGGCAUGGGUAUCUGGGACAGUCGCUCUGCUGCCCAAGAGAGCUGGCAGCACAGUAAGGUGGUGCAGAACUGAGCCGUUGCAGCAUUAGGCACUGCUCUCAGGGGUUCCUUUUUCUUUCCCUCCCUGAGUAUGGUGAGGCCAGAGUGGAGACCUGACCUAGGGCUGGUUGCAGGGUCUGCUCCUUAGCAUCUCGGCACAGCCCUCUUUUGCUUUCCAGCAUCAUGUUCACUCUUCAUGCUGAUCCUACAUCCUGUGUAGUUUAGCUGGACUUGGGCUCUCUUGCCUGUGGCAGUCUCCUUGCCCGCAGGAACUGAUGGAUGUCUUAAGCUCCCCGCUCCUAAUGUUGCAAACAGAGUCCUCCUUUAUGACUAGAAGUAAUAAAAUUAUGGUAUUGCGGUAUUGACACUGGUUUCUGGUUGGCUCGUUCCGUGUGCAAAGCUUCUGCAAGAAUGUGAGAGAGUUGGUUUUGUGACCUUCACUGUGGCUUGGAAAGGCUUAUUGCAUAAAGUGGGGACCUGCAGGUGGAUGAAUUGGAAAGGGGUUGUGGGUUUAUUCUCUCGAAUGAAAAUAUCAUUGUUGCAUCCUGACUUUCCUCAGUCCAAAGGCCUGGUCCUGUUCUUGUUUAUCUUCCGUCAUUCCCACCCCUUUGCUACCCUGAUUCUCUCCCUUUAUAGUGAGCUUUGAAAUCUUGAAUGGCAUUGGGGCAUAUCUGUAGACUGGGUACAGAGGGAGUUUUAUCAGUGCUGACUCCCUUCCUGGCCCUUGGACUCUGGUUAGUCUUUGUUGUGGGCACAGAGAAGUUUGCUUGUUCUGCUUUUCUAGAGCACGUGACGCAGUUUGUUCUCAGCCUUUGUGUCUGUCUCUCUCUCUUCUGGGCACAAGCCCUUUCAGUAUAAUGUUCAUACUGUUGGAUGAAUUCUGCUUGCAAGCAGUUCAGAUGCUGUGGGGGAAAUCCAGGCACCCUGGAAAUCAAUGCCAGAGCUCUCAUUGACUUCUGUGGGGCCAGGAUUUCACUCUGUCUCUAACACAACUUCUAGUUGAGCACAUAUCACUAUGUGCAGUAUUUCCACUUCACUGACGCACCUGCCAUCGUCUUCUGUGCCUUUUGGAGGUGUGUGCAGGCAAAGGGUUAGCAUGGCCAUUGCUUAGAGCAGCAUACUCAAUGCAUCAUUUACUUUUGAAAGUUCCCAUUGGCAGGGUCAGUAUUUCUAGUUGCGUUGUCCUGGCUGAUGUUGAGAGUGAUUUGAAAUUAAAAAAUCUGCCUUCUGAGCCACACUGCCAAACAGACCAGCCAAGCUGCAGCUGCCAGCACACAGAGUAGAAAUGCUGAUGUUCCUAAUGCUGCACACUUUUUCAUAUGUGCUGGGAAGUGCUCCUGGCCCUGGCACCCUUCCAAGGCUUCCGCUUAGCAGCGUUCCUGGCAUCUCUGUAACUGCCUUUGCUCAUCAUGAAGCGCCUGUGGUCUCACAGCCUCUUGUUCCAAUAACCGUGGGGCUUGCACGGGUACCUCUGGCACUAGCGCAACCCACAGAGAUUGAGUGUGUGUUUAUGGGGUUAUGACAUUUUUUUAAUUUGCUUUGAGUGACCUUGGGCUAGUCAGAGAGUGCUCCCAGAGCCAGGGCAUGUGGUGAUGAUGCUUUGGGAGGAGUUUGGGGAUUCCCGUCAUUCUCACUUGGUUAGGAUUUGCGUAGGUUUAGGGCUAAGCCUGACGCAUCUGUAUUUGGAUCUGAGCUGGGUAGCAUGGGCUCCUUGCUGUGUAGCAUGUUAUCAAACAUUGAUGCUAGUAUGUGAAUUGCUGUAGGAUGUAGUUGGUACAAUAGGUAAUGGCAACAGCUGGCUACCUUCCGACUGCAUUAGUUUAGGGGCUUCCCCACCUGUAAUGUGGGGGGAGGCGGGGAUAUCGAAAGAAGCUUUUACAGGGCGGGAUGCAAGAGCAUAGCCUGGCUGCAGUCUAUACCACUUGGUGCGCUGCUUUCAGGUAUUAGCUCAGGUAUAGAAAAAGCUGCUGGCAUAUCAACCUGUGGCUUCCACUUCUUCUCUGGCCCCCAUUCUCCCAGCAUCACAUGCUCCUUGUUCUUCCCCUUCCUCUCCAGCCGUUCCAGCAGGCAGACUUGCUGCUGUUGCUUUAUCCCUGCCUCUGCAUGGAUUUCUUUUCUCUGAAGGGAGUCAGCUAGCCUUCCCGUGAUUUGCUGGAGUCUUGAUCUUUGCCAGCUCUGUUUUCCUCUUCCUCUCCCCGCAGCCCCCAACCUCCUACAGCCCUUUGCACCAAACUCGGAGGGAGCAAGGCAGCUGCUGUACAGCAGUGCUUCUCAAUUAGGGGUACACGUCAGUACAAAGUCAGUACAAACUAAAAUUUCAUACAGACAAUCAUUUGUUUAUACUGCCCUAUAUACUGUAUCAGUGUUUCUCAGCCUGGGUCUGACAGGAUGGGUUAUGGGGGAUUGCAAGUGCAGGGCCGUCAUUAGGGGGUGGCAAGCAGGAGAGCUGCGAAACAGCUGAAGCCAAAGCAUGAGUCCCGCCUCCCGGAGCUGAAAGCAGACCCUUGAAAGGGGUACAGUAGUCUGGAAAGGUUGAGAACCACUGCAGGAGUUGCAAAUAAAGAUGGAUUAAUGCUCUUUCUGUGCCUCCGUGUCUGCUGCAGAUGGGAGUGGAUAAGUGUGUGGGAGUGGAUAAGCCUGCUGGCGAUCUCUGAGCUAGUGUGAAAUGCUAUAGAACAUGGAGCAGCACGCAGAGGACAGGCACUGUUAACAGGAGACUGGCCCCUUCUUCCCACACAGACUGUCUCUCUUUAACUCUUUGCUCUCUGGAAGCAAAUCUAAGCGAAAUCCACCAUUGAUUGUGUUGUGACCUAAGUUCCCCCUAAGCUGCGUGGCUGCUCAGCAGCCUAUUAAGCAUCGCACAGACGCUCGGGGCUGUGGUGGGGAGAGAUGCCUCUCUCCUAGCCCCGACCCAGCCCAGCCCAGACAGUACCAGGUUUAUAAUGGCACCUGACUCAUGCUAAGUAGGGGCCUCGCCUGCCAUCCCAGGACUUCUCUCUCCGUCCCCGCCUUCCGUCACCAGCAGACAGUGACGGGGCAGGAGGCAGAAAGGAGCCCACAGCCACUGCCGCUCCUCCGGGCCGCUGGUGGGGGAUGGGAAGCCCGCAUCGGCGGACCAUCGCUGGCGGCCCGGACUGUGGAAGGACCUGCUGUGGACAGGGAAGAGGUGCCUAUACCGUGGCCCCAGCCCCGGAGCUGCUGCGGUGGGGAAAGGCGCCUCUCCCCCGCAGCCCAGGUGCUGCUGUGGGGAGAGAGAGCUGGGGGGAGUUAAUGGAAUCAUAGAAUAUCAGGCUUAGAAGGGACCUCAGGAGGUCAUCUAGUCCAACCCCCUGCUCAAAGCAGGACCAAUCCCCAGCUAAAUCAUCCCAGCCAGGGCUUUCUCAAGCCUGACCUUAAAAAUUCCUAAGGAAAGAGAUUCCACCACCUCCCUAGGUAAUCCUUUCCAGUGCUUCACCACCCUCCUAGUGAAAAAGUUUUUCCUAGUACCCAGCCUAAACCUCCCCCACUGCAACUUGAGACCAUUACUCCUUGUUCUGUCAUCUGCCACCACAGAGAACAGUCUAGAUCCAUCCUCUUUGGAACCCCCUUUCAGGUCGUUGAAAGCAGCUAUCAAAUCCCGCCUCAUUCUUCUCUUCUGCAGACUAAAUAACCCAAAUUCCCUCAGCCUCUCUUCAUAACUCAUGUGCUCCAGCCCCCUAAUCAUUUUUGUUGCCCUUUGCUGGACUCUUUCCCAUUUUUCCACAUCCUUCUUGUAGUGUGAGGCCAAAACUGGACACAGUACUGCAGAUGAGGCUUCACCAAUGCUAGAUAGAGGGGAAUGAUCACUUCCCUCGAUCUGCUGGCAAUGCUCUUACUUAUACAGCCCAAAAUGCCGUUAGCCUUCUUGGCAACAAAGGCACACUGACUCAUAUCCAGCUUCUCGUCCACUGUCACCCCUAGGUCCUUUUCUGCAGAACUGCUGCCUAGCCACUCAGUCCCUAGUCUGUAGCGGUGCAUGGGAUUCUUCCAUCCUAAGAGCCCCUUGUUGAACCUCAUCAGAUUUCUUUUGGCACAAUCCUCUAAUUUGUCUAGGUCCCUCUGUAUCCUAUCCUUACCGGCCAGCGUAUCUACCUCUCCUCCCAGUUUUAGUGUCAUCUGCAAACUUGCUGAGGGUGCAAUCCAUGCCAUCCUCCAGAUUGUUAAUGAAGAUAUUGAACAAAACCCUGCAAAACCUUCUCUCCCUGCAUAGCCCUGAGGCAGCCUGCACCCCAAACCCCUCAUCCCCAGCCCACACCCCAGCCGGAGUCCUUACACCCCAAACCCCUCAUCUCUGGCCCCACCCCAGAGCCCACACCCCUAGCUGGAGACCGCACACUCUAAACUCUCUGCCCCAGCCCUGAGCCCCCUCCCACACUCUGAACCCUUCAGCCCCAUCCCCACCACAUGAAUUUUGUUAUGUGCACCAAUAUGGUACAACAUCACUUACAUAUUGAUGCACAUAACAAAAUUCAUUCUGCACAUGUGUGGAAAAAAUUAGAGGGAACACUGGUUGUGACCAAAGCUGGUUGCAAAUACUCCCCAUGAGCCUAUUGGACUCUCAUUUUAGCUGUGCUGCAUGUUCUAAUAGAAGCAGUAAAAUGGCUCUGGAUAAAAAGCCUGAUAUGAAUCAGAUUAGAGCCACAUGGCUCAGCAGGCUUGGUAUGUCAGGUGCUGUUUCAGCAGUCAGUCUUGAGGGUAGCUGUUAUGUCUUCUCCCUUCCAGCCUGAAUUAUGCCCCUUUGGGAGAUGCAAAAUAGUUCUUAAGUUGCUUCAGCAUUCGAAGUGGCUUCUAGACAGAGUAAUAGAUUGUGUUGGUUGCAGCCUCAGGCAGCGUAGUAUGUAGUGUCAUCUGUCAAUAGGGCUGUCCUGGACCUCCCUGCAAGCUCGUGCGCCAGGCAGAUCUCUGCCUAUUGAGUCUGCCCCAGAUCCCUCCCCAGUCGCUCCCUUCUAACUGCUCUUGAAUGCUCAGUCCUGCUGCUUUUCCUAUUGCAGAGAGGAAGCUUCUCUGCAGCUGGCCAGCCACCUUCCCUUCUGGCUAGAUUUUGUUUUGCUAAUUUCCGGUAUCAGUGUUGCUCGAAAAGUAGAUGGAGCAGCUGGCAUGGGAGAAAGGGGGUGGGUAAAGAAGUGAUGUCAGAAACCCCUUAGCAAACUCUGAGUAGGUCGUGGGAGGUUUUCGGUGUUUGUGGCCGAAACCAAAUACUUAAUGCUAGACUGAAAAGCUCUCCGGGCAUUGCUUAUUUUGUGUCCCAGCCUGCAUGUCUAGCUAUGAGCAGUACCCUGGUCCUAAUCCUCUUCUUACAGGGUGUUCGGGGCAGGAGGUUAAGUGCCAAACUAAGUUCCUGAAAUGGCAUGUACCAUCUGAAAGAGGAGACGUUUUCCUUCGUGGCAUCUAUUGGGAACCAAAACUCAACCCUUUUCCUUGGCCCCAUUUAUUGCAAACAGCCCUCUCAAAUUGUCCCUCGCUCACGAAAACAGCUUAGUGUCUGUGAACAAGCUGCCCGUAAUGGCGCGGUUUGAAACUAACCUAAUUAAACGAGUGUGAAAGGCUGUGUGGAUGCUGCACUUAUUUAGCUUGUUAAGAAUUGGCGUAAGCCAACCUGAGAUAAUUGUCAACACAAGUGUUCACACUGGUUCUGCAAAAUAAAUUGAGAAAGGCUAAAGCCAGACUGAGGGAAGCCCCGAGAAUGCAGUACGUACUGCAUGCCUCCCGUUGUCACAUGCGGUCUGAUUCCCCCCUGUGUGUACUACGUUUGGGGGUGGGGGGGGGGUGGACACCAGGAUUGGGAUCCUCUUGUUGCACCAUAGUUUUCAAGUUGAAGUCUGAUGCUAGCUAGGGAGGUCAAAGCGAUUUCCCCAGCCAGCUGCCAUUUCAACGCUUGGUUUGUAGUGGUGGGGGGACCAGGGUAAUUUUCAAACACAAAGCGGGGUCGGCUCCGACUGGGACAGGGCUUACAUGUGGCACGCAGAAGGGGAACUGAAAACCAUUUAAUCUUGGAUCCUAAAUCUGCCCCCCCUCCCCCCUCACACUGCUCAGACAAACCUGACCAAAGGCAAAGGAGCGAGCCUCUGAGUGAGAACCCGCCCAAAGGAAUGGCUGGGGGUGCGGGAUGCCCACAUCACAAUAAGGAAGCUGCACUGCAGGUGGAAGUCACUCUUCCGUAUCUGCCAAGACCUAGGUUGAGGCUCCUGGUCUCCUGACGUGCAGUUGUCACUGAACAAGACCCACAUUCAAACACUGGUCGUGCAGGGCUAAUUUUCAAUAAAGCUGGGGGACAGGCCACAGCUGUUGCACCUGUUUAAAAAUGCCAUUUUGAGGGGGACUCUAUCUCCAACUCUCCCAAGGAGGAACACCCAGAAUCCAGGGCUGUGGUUGGGUAAAAUGCUUUUCUGACCUCUCUUGCUCUUUAUUUUAAUCCCUUGUAAGUGGCUGUAACCCAGUGCAGUCAAGGCAGCUAGAACUCCCUGUGCCAACUCAAUGCUCCCCAGCCCUACUGCACUGGGCAGUCCUCCGACGCGUAUCCACACUCUCCUUUGUGGGAAAUGAUCCCCUUGGCCAAUCUCCUCCCUCUGUCAAGUUGCUGUUCCUGGUGUUGUUGUUGUUUUUUUUUAUGGCAAAGCAGAACGCUAAUUUUUUGUCAAAUUUCUUUUGUUGUUGUUAAAUAGAAGGGAUCUGGGGAGCGAUCAUUCUGAGAUAUGGGCGUGGUCUCUGGCCAACUUUGUAACUAGUGUGUUUUUUUAAAAAUCUUUCUUUUAUAUACUGAGCACUUCUGUGUGGACACUUUUUAGGCCGAGUCAGUUCUCAAAGCCAAUUGCCAACGAUUUCAAGUCUUUUGUGCUAAAGGUUGGAUCCGCCCUGCUUUUAAACAACUAUUAACUUUUAGAGAGUCUAGUUCCAGUCUGUCCUCUCUGUCUGUUCCAUGGAGAUUGCCACUUGCAAGGACUGGUAACUUGCAAGUGAAGUGGGGAAAUUAAUUACAUUUUAAUUAAACACAUGAAUUUUUGUCACAGAUGUUCUAAUUUUAUCUGGGAUCACAGCUGAGCCUUCUCUAAGCUGGAACAUGAUGAUUGUCUUCCUCCUCUUAUAAAUUGGACUCCCCCUGAUUAAAAGUCUGUUGGUGAGGCAUGAUUUGCUAAUGAUUAAAACUUGCUCUGAUCCCACAUGUAGAGGCAAGACAGAGCCUUAGUUCAGCCUAGUGUUGAGUCUCCUAGCGCAGUUGUUUUGUAGCAUACAUGCCUCCUUUUGAACAAAUGUAGAGUCCAUGCUCCUAUAAGGGUGAAUCUGCAAAAUACAGGGCUACUUUCUACUUGUCAGUUUCUAGUAUUCCAGGGGGCUAGGUCCUGCCAUUCCAUUUGGGGGCAUCUUUCCUUCCUAGCCAAUCUGAGCUUUUAGGGGUUCAGCUCCCACAUUUUUGAUGUUCCCCCCCUCCCCUGAACAGGGGGUGAACCCCUUUUUUUAAAAAAGUACAUCUCUGACAAAAUGAGACUCUUCCCCUGGAGAGUUCAGAAGUCAUUGCUCAGCAGGCUGGAUCAUUUCAAGGUCUGACACAUUUUAGUCCUAAAUUAUUUUGACAGUGUUACUUUUAAUCUAUGGGCCCAACCUCCUCUCCUGCCAGCCAUCCCAAUCGCUGCUUGGCGUGAGUAAGGGCUGCAAGAUGAAGCGCGAUUGGAAGAGACUUGAGAAGAACCCAUGGCUGCUCCCACCACGUGCCAGGUGUGUGUUUCCUUGCUGUGUCACCAUUGUGUUGCCUAGGCAGUAGGUGGCACAGCACUGUUGGUGUGGGGGCCGUGGGCAGCAUUCAAACCCAUCUCUCUGUUAGAACUGACUUGCUAGGGAAGAGUGGGACUCUGUCCUCCAGACCUUAGCCAGGCGCUACUGUGUGGCGCAAAGUGUCUGUCUGAGCCGGCGUGUGGCUCACGGCUCUCCCCUCUCCCGUGUGAUGUUCAGUAGCGUAGCCCGUCUCUCCGCUAAUGUAUGUUAUGCUUUUUUUAAAUAGUGAUGUUUUUAAACUAGGGAUUUUUUUCCCAUCAUGAGACUGACAUGUUACAAAGGCCCCCUGUCCCUUCGCACUCUUUCAUACUCUUGUAUUGGUUCUAAUAAAUGGUUACUUUUCA
This is a messenger RNA of Caretta caretta (loggerhead turtle), 10073 nucleotides long. RefSeq names its product chromobox 5 (gene CBX5). NCBI's taxonomy places the organism in Eukaryota, Metazoa, Chordata, Testudines, Cheloniidae. The record is from RefSeq and is a predicted model, not a curated record. Gene Ontology annotation, cellular component: nucleus.